This is a messenger RNA of Cicer arietinum (chickpea), 1932 nucleotides long. RefSeq names its product alkane hydroxylase MAH1-like. NCBI's taxonomy places the organism in Eukaryota, Viridiplantae, Streptophyta, Magnoliopsida, Fabales, Fabaceae. The record is from RefSeq and is a predicted model, not a curated record. Gene Ontology annotation, molecular function: monooxygenase activity; heme binding; iron ion binding.
GUAUGCCAUCUGUUUUAUACAUAAAAAAAAGGAUAAUACAAAAAAUUCAACAAUUUCAUAAUAAAGGCAACGUGUCUAAUUUGAUCAUAUCAUACAGUCAUUACUCACUACUAUAUGUGAUAUGAUGACAAACUUUGUAAUUAUUAUAUUUAAUCUUUAGAGAGAGAGAGAGAGGGAGGGAUCGAAUUGAAGCUAGUGCAAAGGUAACAAAGGAGAAGCAACCAGGAGGACACAUCGAAAGAAAAACAUAACAACAUACAAACGAAGCAGAUUGUGAUUUUGACAAUGAUGAUGUUAACAAUAAUAGUUGCAGUUGUGGUUGUGUUUGUGACAUUGAUCCUCAUUUCAUUCCUCCAAACACUAAGCCUCAAAACUCCUGCCUUCACAAAUUGGCCUUUUAUUGGUAUGUUACCACAAUUCCUUAGGAACUUAUCAAACAUUCAUGAAUUUUCAGCUAAAUUGUUGAAUUCAAAAGGUGGCACAAUAGAGUUCAUAGGACCUUGGUUUACCAACAUGAAAGGUGUAAUCACAACCGAUCCAAUGAAUGUGCAUCACAUAAUGAGUAAGAGCUUCACCAACUAUGUCAAAGGUGAUUUAUUUCGUGAAAUGUUCAAACCUUUUGGAGUUGGAAUUUUCACUACCGAUUCACAUUUAUGGAAAUUCAAUAGAAACCUUCUUCAAUAUAUUUUUAAACAAAGAAGUUUUGAAGAUCUUCAAGAGAGAAUCAUUCACAACAAAGUUGAGACAUCAUUGAUUCCACUAUUGAAUCAUGUCCAACAACAAAAAGGUUUGAUUGUUGAUUUACAAGAUAUCUUCAAUAGGUUCACAUUUGAUAACAUUUGUUCCAUAAUUCUUGGACAUGAUCCUAAUUGUCUUUCCAUUGAUUUCCCCGAAAUCGAAUGUGAAAAGGCUUUUAACCAAGCUGAAGAAUCCAUCUUCUAUAGACACACCGUGCCACUUUGUGUUUGGAGGUUGCAAAAAUGGCUUCAAAUUGGUGAAGAGAAAAAAAUGACUGAUGCAUGCAAAGUAUUUGAUCAUUUUUUAUAUGAUUGUAUAGCAUCAAAGCGCGAAGAGCUUACAAAAAAUUCUAACAAAAAUCAAAAUAUUGAAACUGAUGAAUCGCAUGUUGAUUUGUUAACAUAUCUGAUUACAGAAGAAGAGAAAAAAGGCGAAUCAAAUGAUGACAAGUUUCUAAGAGAUGCUGCAUUCAAUCUUUUUGUAGCGGGGAGAGAUACUAUCACUUCAUCGCUUACAUGGCUCUUUUAUCUCGUUGCUACACACCCUUUAGUCGAAGCCAAGAUUCUUGAAGAGAUAAAAGAAAAAUUUGGACACAAAGAGAAGCCUUGGAUUUUAAAUGUUGAUGAGGUGAAAAAUCUUGUUUAUCUCCAUGGUGCUAUAUGUGAAGCAUUGAGGCUUUUUCCUCCUAUUCCUUUUGAGAGAAAGGAAUCAGUUGAAAAGGAUGUACUUCCAAGUGGCCAUCAUGUUCAUCCAAAUACAAUGAUUUUGUUUUCUUUGUAUGCAAUGGGAAGAUCUGAAAAUAUUUGGGGAGAAGAUUGCUUGGAGUUCAAGCCAGAGAGGUGGAUUUCAGAACGAGGGGGCAUUGUUUAUGCCCCUUCUUAUAAAUUCUUUAGUUUUAAUGCAGGACCAAGGACUUGUUUGGGAAAAGAUUUGGCCUUCAUUCAAAUAAAAAUGGUGGCUGCUUCUAUUUUGUGGAAUUAUGGUAUCCAUGUGGUGGAAGGUAAUUGUGUAACUCCUAGUCUUUCUAUUGUACUUCUCAUGAAACAUGGUCUCAAGGUUAAGAUAACCAAAAGGGGAGUUUAAUUUGAUGGAGCUAGCAAAUAAAUUGAAAAUUCUUAUGUAAUAGGACAUGUGUGAAAAUAUAUGUCUUGUAUGUUUUCAUAAAAUAAAUAAGAAUAGUACUAUUAGUGAAAA